AUGACUCGCGUCUCGCAGAUCUCGGGCGACACCAUCACCGGCGCCACAACCACCUCGGGACAAAGCAGCAGCAGCAGCGCCGGCCUCAGCAGCGCCAUUGCCGCCACGCCCUCCACCACCAGCCAUAGCAACCAGUCACGUAGCGACACCUCGGACGACGGCACCGUGGCGGUGGCGGCCCCAGGCCGCAUGCCCAGGGCCGAUGUGUGCUUCGUCGUAUGCGAUCUGGCGCGGCUCGAUGCGGUGUGGCACCGCGACCCGGCCGCGGCGCGAGAGCUGAUCCGGGCCUACAUCGACAUCGUCCGACAGGCCGGCCGCCGGCACCGUGGCCACCUCUUCUCUCGGCCCAUCUACCACAGCGGCGGCACGUUCCUGCUGGCUUUCGAGCGCUGCGCGGCGGCGCUCGACUUUGCACUCGACGUGCGGGGUGCGGCCCAGAGCGCAAAGGCGGCGGCGGGGGCGGCCGUGGACCACCUGCGCAUCGGCAUCGCGCAGCACGCGGGGCCGUGUCCGCCGGCGGCCGACGACCCGUUUAGGCGGGGCUACCAGGAGUCGUGCUAUGCAUCGGCCUGCCGCAUGUGCACGUCGAGCGCUACGGGCCACGGCGCCAUCGUGUGCUCGGCCGACCUCGCGCGCCAACUCGCCGCGCCGCCGGGCCUGCGCUUCGUCAGGCGAGGCGAGACGGCCAUCUUGGUGGACAGCCAAAGUAAUGGUGGUGGUGACGGCGAAGAUGACGACAACGACAACGAAGAAGAUGGUAACGACCACCAGCAGGGCGGCCUGUGCUCGUCGAACAUGUGUUCGUUCAUCAUCAGCACGGACAAGCUGGUAAGAAGCGACGUCAAGCUGGGCUCGGGCGGCUACGGCCGGGUGUGGAAGGGCACCUACGGCGGCCAGACGGUGGCCAUCAAGACCCUGCACGGCGGCCAAAUGGACGAGGCGCAGCUCCUGGCCAUACGCGAGGAGGCCGCCAUGCUCUACAACGUCGACCACCCCUACGUCGUGCGGUUCAUCGGCCUCGCCCUCUCGACCCGCGACGCCGGGUGCGGCCCCAUGCUGGUGAUGGAGUACCUCAAGGGCGGCAACCUCGAGCAGCUGCUCGAGAACUCGUCGCGCAAGCUGAGCUGGGCCGACCGAAUGCGAAUGCUGUGGACCGCAGCGCUGGGCCUCGAGGCCCUCCACGACCGAGUUUGGCAU
This is a messenger RNA of Acanthamoeba castellanii str. Neff, 1197 nucleotides long. Its product is annotated as non-specific protein-tyrosine kinase. The annotation marks the transcript as partial. The transcript has a single exon. The record is from RefSeq and is a predicted model, not a curated record. Gene Ontology annotation, molecular function: protein tyrosine kinase activity; ATP binding. Gene Ontology annotation, biological process: protein phosphorylation. NCBI's taxonomy places the organism in Eukaryota, Discosea, Longamoebia, Acanthamoebidae.